Molecule: messenger RNA, 2916 nt
Organism: Clonostachys byssicola
Lineage: Eukaryota; Fungi; Ascomycota; Sordariomycetes; Hypocreales; Bionectriaceae
Source: the annotation of a GenBank genome assembly
AUGCCCAUUUUCCAGAAUGAUGACGACAAUCGAGCUUUGUUGUUAAAUGACAUCGGGUGGUACAAGGGUAUCCGAUAUGAGAACACAAAAGACAUGGCAGACCUUGAGGAAGCGAUUCGGAUUCUCAAAGAAUCAUUUAGCUUGAUCUCACCUGACCAUCCACUCUCGGCUUUUCCAGCAAAUAAUCUGGAGGAUCAGUUUUACAAUCGAUAUGUAAGGCUGAGAGGGCAAGCUCAGCUUGAAGAACUAAUACAAGCGACCCGUGAGGCACUUGAUAGGACACCAAAGGACCACAAAAACCAAGCAUCGCUUCGGGGAAACUUGGGGGCUUACCUCCUCUAUCGCUAUUACGAGAGUGAAUCGAUCUCAGACCUUGAAGAGGGAAUCAGGUAUCUCAAGGAAGCCGUCUUGAUACCAAUAGAUGACAAUCCAGAUAAAGCAGUCGUGCCACAUAUGCUUGGGGUUGAGCUUCGAACGAGAUUCGAUACACUGGGGGACGUACAAGAUCUGGAAGAUGCAAUUCGAUAUGGCAGACAAGCAGUAGAGAUGGCGCCAGCUAACGACCCUCGAAGAGUAGAAUACUCAGUCCGCGUCGCGUCUUAUCUUGAGGCAAAGUUCGCCACUGUUGGUGAUACAAGCAGCUUGCAAGAAGCUUUCUCGAUCACCAGAAAGGGAAUGGAAACUGAAGUAAGCAAUCAUAAUGAUCGAGUCGACAUCCUGGAUACAUUUGCGACUUUAGUCGCAUACAAAUUUUCAAGAGUAGGCGGCCCAGUCGAGGAGCUCGAAGAAGGAAUCUCGGCCGCAAGAGAAGCAGUGAACAUGACACCAAGUGAGGAUGUUCACCCAGGCAAUACAAUUAGAUCACUGCUGUUGUUGCUCAACAUCCGAUAUCUCAUGCUCGGGGAAGUAGCGGAUCUGGAAGAAAACAUCGAGAUAACUAGAAGAGCGAUAAACUCAACACCAGAAAACGACCCGGUUAGAGUGGAUCACAUGCAGGAUCUUCAACGAUCUCUCAUGAGGUUGUACGAGGCUCAAGGAUCAAAAGAUGAUCUGGAUGCAUCCAUACAAGUUGCCAGGCAAGGGGUGGAGGUAGUCCCAGAAGACCACCCCGGCCGAGCGAAAAUUUUCUAUACUUUCGGCAUGGCCUUGUCCAUGCGACACACGAUUGAUGGAGAUAUGCAUGAUCUCAAGGAAGCCAUUGAUGCAUUUCAAAUGGCCCUCCGCCAGUCAAACGCGCCUGCCUUCGACCGCAUCAGGGCUGGCAGGUUAAUUAUGUACAAUAGCCCAUAUCCCCCCCAAGCUUACCGUGCGGCACUUCUUACUAUCAGCAUGAUCCCAAAACUCAUUCAACGGACUCCUGAUACCGCUGAUAAGCUGCAUAUCCUCGCCUCGGUGGUCGGUGCUGCCUCGGAAGCAGCUGCCGCUGCGUUAGAGGCUGGCAUAGAACCUAGGUUCGCGUUGGGACUUCUCGAGCAAGGUCGCCAUGUGCUACAAAGCUCUCCAGGGGAGACGAUGACUGGCAUUAUAGACCUGAGAGAAGAGGAUCCAGAGUUAGAACGAAAAUAUUUCGAGCUAUUGAACGCAUUGGACAAGCCAAUAGAUGCCGAUCAUGUCUUCAAAGAGAUGGAGACAGAUGAUGAUGCGUUCAACAAGUACUAUGAUUUCCUUGCCAACAUGCGCAAGAUUCCCGGAUUGGAGAAUCUAUUUGUCUGGUCGGACGACAAAUCAGUUCGUUCUGUUGCGAAGCGAGGCCCAAUCGUAGUCAUUAAUGUAACAUACUAUCGCUGCGAUGCUUUCAUCGUCACGGAGCAUGAAACUAGAUGUCUGAAUCUAGGUGGUAUUACAGGCGAAGACAUUGAAGACAGGGCGGAAGAGGGAAACUUGGCAAGCACUGAGGUCCUGGAGUGGCUAUGGGACGAGAUUGCCCAACCGGUUCUCAACGAUCUAGGAUUCACGGAGUCUCCUUCUGACGACGAAAGUUGGCCUCGCAUUUGGUGGAUUCCGACAGGGCUUUUGAGCCGGUUUCCACUCCACGCAGCAGGAUAUCAUACCGACUUUUCCGGAAGAACUGUGUUGGACAGGGUAGUAUCGUCAUAUGCGAGUUCUAUCAAAUCUAUACUGCACCAUAAACAGGGGCCUGGCCCGCUGCCAGCGUCACCUCGGGCGCUGCUAGUGGCCAUGGAGAACACACCAGAACACGGCAACCUUCGGUUCACCACCCAGGAAAUAGAGGCUGUAAAUCAAGUUUGCCAGUCGAUGAAUAUCGAUAUCAUUGAAUCGGGGCGGCAAAAGCAAGAUCUUGUCCAACAUUUGCCAAAGUGCAGUAUCUUCCACUUUGCUGGUCACGGCUCGACGGACGGAAAUGAUCCAUCCAACAGCCGCUUACUAUUGGAUGACUGGAGGAAGGAUCCGCUGAAGGUUGCUGAUCUUUUGGAUAUGAAGCUUCACGAGCUCUCUCCGUUUCUGGCCUAUCUCUCAGCUUGUGGAACCGGACGGGUGAAGCACGAAGGGUUUGUGGACGAGGGUGUGCACUUAAUGAGUGCGUUUCAAUUAGCUGGGUUUAGGCAUGUUAUUGGCACAUUGUGGGAGGUGAAUGAUGAAGACUGCGUACAUAUGGCCAGGAUUACCUACGAGGGUAUUAGGAAUGGCGGGAUGACGGAUGAAUCAGUGAGUAUGGGAUUGCAUCGAGCAAGUAGGACUCUACGGGACCAAUGGCUUCGCCCGUCAGUUUCUGGCCAGUCCAGCAAUCGGGCGUUAUCGCGGCCAGAUGGUACCCUCGGUUUUGAAUUGGACGUUACAGGUGGUAUGGCCCAUGGCCGGACAAGAGAUACUCAACAGCAGAGAGACAUUUUGCUUGUUGGUGAUGAAGAUUUAGGGUUUUCUCAUUGGGCCCCAUAUGUUCAUUUUGGUGGAUAG